Molecule: messenger RNA, 516 nt
Organism: Cydia strobilella
Lineage: Eukaryota; Metazoa; Arthropoda; Insecta; Lepidoptera; Tortricidae
Exons: 1
Coding region: 1-516 (171 amino acids)
Source: RefSeq, a predicted model, not a curated record
AUGGGCAGUCCGGUGGAUCCAGUGGUGGCUAACAUUUGGAUGGAACACUUUGAGCACCUAGCCCUUUCUGCGCCCCCAGUUCCCGUUAAAAUUUGGAAGAGGUACGUGGAUGAUGUGUUCUGCAUAAUUAAGGGUGGUAAACAGGAAGCUGAACUGAUGCUAGGACACCUUAAUAGCAUGCACCGAUCCAUGUCGUUUACAUUGGAAAUGGAACAAGAAAGGAGUAUUGCGUUUCUGGAUGUGAGACUGAAUGUUACAGGUUGUGGCAUGCUGGGACACUCUUUCUAUAGGAAACCGACUCACACGGACCGCUAUUUACACGCGAGCUCGCACCAUCAUCCCAGACAGUUAAACUCGGUUGUGGCAUCACUGACUAAUCGAGCACACGCUCUGUGUGACUCGCUACAUCUAAACCAGGAGCUGAACCAUGUUCAGAGUGUCCUGAGGAUGAAUGGCUACAGAGUUAACAUUGACAAGCGGGACACAAAAAACCAAGCGCCUCACUCAUCGCGUUGA